AUGGCGCAGCCCAUCCUGGGCCAUGGGAGCCUGCAGCCCGCCUCAUCCGCUGGCCUGGCGUCCCUGGAGCUCGACUCGUCGCUGGACCAGUACGUGCAGAUUCGCAUCUUCAAAAUCAUCGUGAUUGGGGACUCCAACGUGGGCAAGACCUGCCUGACCUUUCGCUUCUGCGGGGGGACCUUCCCAGACAAGACUGAGGCCACUAUCGGCGUGGACUUCAGGGAGAAGACCGUGGAAAUCGAGGGCGAGAAGAUCAAGGUUCAGGUGUGGGACACAGCAGGUCAGGAACGCUUCCGCAAAAGCAUGGUCGAGCACUACUACCGCAAUGUGCACGCAGUGGUCUUCGUCUAUGACGUCACCAAGAUGACAUCCUUCACCAACCUCAAAAUGUGGAUCCAAGAAUGCAAUGGGCAUGCUGUGCCCCCGUUAGUCCCGAAAGUGCUUGUGGGCAACAAGUGUGACUUGAGGGAACAGAUCCAGGUGCCCUCCAACCUAGCCCUGAAAUUUGCCGACGCCCACAACAUGCUCUUGUUUGAGACGUCGGCCAAGGACCCCAAAGAGAGCCAGAACGUGGAGUCAAUUUUCAUGUGCCUGGCUUGCCGACUGAAGGCUCAGAAAUCCCUGCUCUAUCGUGAUGCUGAAAGGCAGCAGGGGAAGGUGCAGAAACUGGAGUUCCCACAGGAAGCUAACAGUAAAACUUCCUGUCCCUGUUGAAACCAAACGGUGUAAAUACAAGAUCAAU
Equus quagga is the source of this 742-nucleotide messenger RNA. RefSeq names its product RAB33A, member RAS oncogene family (gene RAB33A). The transcript has 2 exons. Lineage: Eukaryota; Metazoa; Chordata; Mammalia; Perissodactyla; Equidae. Gene Ontology annotation, molecular function: GTP binding; GTPase activity. Bases 1 to 714 code for a protein of 237 amino acids. Gene Ontology annotation, cellular component: Golgi apparatus; endosome. The record is from RefSeq and is a predicted model, not a curated record. Gene Ontology annotation, biological process: Rab protein signal transduction.